This is a messenger RNA of Fusarium mangiferae, 1557 nucleotides long. RefSeq lists its product as uncharacterized. Gene Ontology annotation, biological process: transmembrane transport. The transcript is spliced from 3 exons. Gene Ontology annotation, cellular component: membrane. Gene Ontology annotation, molecular function: transmembrane transporter activity. The coding region runs from base 1 to 1557 and encodes 518 amino acids. The record is from RefSeq and is a predicted model, not a curated record. Lineage: Eukaryota; Fungi; Ascomycota; Sordariomycetes; Hypocreales; Nectriaceae.
AUGGCCACUCAGACAGAAACACUGCUGGAGGAUAUGCUGCCCUCAACUGCCGAGGCACAGAGUUACGUGGACUCUCCACUCAACACCGUCGCCAACAGCACCCCAGCAGCAUCUCGUCUACAGAAAAUAGCAGUGACAUUCCAACUGUCCGGCGUCAACUUUGCAGCCAGCGCUACAAACGGCCUCAUCGUCGUGGGUCUGCCCCAGAUGACCGCCGACCUCUCCCUCCCCCCAUCCCUCGCCUUCUGGCCGUCCUCCGUGCAGAGCCUCGCGACGGCCUCGACGCUGCUGCUCGCGGGCGCCCUCGCAGACGUGCUAGGCGCCAGGUCCGUCGAUCUGGUCGGGUGCAUCCUCAGCGGCGCGCUGAUGCUGGCCUGCGGAUUCGUCCGCGCGGGCGAGCAGCUAGUUGCGCUAAGGGCCCUACAGGGCGUUGCGCUCGCGCUGCAUCUCUCGAGCUCUGUGGCGCUCGUGACGAAGACGCUGGCGCGGGGACGGGGGAGGAAUUUCGCGUUUGCGUGUCUGGGGUUGAGCCAGCCGCUUGGCUUCUCGUUUGGGCUCGUCCUUGGCGGAGUGCUGGUUGAGACUAUUGGUUGGAGGUCAGGUUGGUUUCUCUACGGUGGCAUCAAUCUUGUAUUGUCCGCGGUGGGUUUCUGGUCUUUGCCAAAGUCCGAGCCGCUUGGAACGUUGCAGGAGGUAAUGCAGAGCGUUGCGACAAAGAUUGAUUGGCUCGGCACUCUUCUCGCUUCAGCUUUCAUGGCACUGCUGUCAUACUUUCUAGCCAUCAUCAGCACAGACGUGUACCGCAUCAAAGAGGCAAGCAGCAUUGUUCUUCUCAGCUUGAGCCUCGUUGCCCUGCCGCUCUUUGUCGGCUGGAUGCAUCUUCAGGUGAAAAGGGGUCUACCGGCCUUGAUACCGAAUGCGCUCUGGCGGAACCACUCUUUUACCACGAUCUGCGUGACCAUAGCCUUAUCCAACGCUGUCAUAAACUCGCUAGAGCUAUUUGCGAGUCUGUUCUUCCAAGAGGUGCAGCACCUAUCAGCUCUCAAUGCAGCUAUUCGCAUCCUACCUAGCGUCGUGGUGGGUGUGGCCCUCAACUUCACAACAGGUCUGGUCGUCCACAAGAUCCCUGCUAUAUGGCUCGUUGUUAUCACAUCUGUCCUCACAGCAAUCUCGCCUCUGCUCAUGGCAGUCAUCGACCCUGCGUGGACGUAUUGGACAGCUGCAUUCUUCGCACAGGUGCUCAUGCCCUUCUCAGCAGACGUGCUCUUCACAGUGGGUCUGAUAGUCGUCACUGAAACGUUCUCCGAAGACAAACAGGCAGUGGCUGGGUCAGUAUUCAACGCAGCGUCCCAGUUUGGAAAUGCCAUGGGAUUAGCCGUGAUGCAGGUUAUUUCAACCCUUGUUAGCAAGCAACAUGCAGGAUCGAAGCCAGCUGAGGCUCUUCUCCAGGGCUACAAGGCAAGUUUCUGGACCAUGUUCUCAUUCAUGCUUCUCUGUGCUCUCAUUGGAGGCGUCGGGCUACGUAAAGCCGGUAAAGUCGGUCUGAAGCAGGAGUAA